Molecule: messenger RNA, 954 nt
Organism: Phyllotreta striolata
Lineage: Eukaryota; Metazoa; Arthropoda; Insecta; Coleoptera; Chrysomelidae
Source: the annotation of a GenBank genome assembly
AUGGCAUUCGUACUAGUAGAAUUUGACAAGGAUGAUGGUGGAGGCGUAGCAGUUGUACAUAGUUCUUGGUUAACGCCAAGGAAAAAUGAGUCGUUUUGGCCACCUUACAAAGAACAACAUCAAUUUGACAAAGCGCUUAAAAACGGUUGUACUGUAAAUACAGAAACCUGGCGCAUUUAUAAGCUUAACAAAAUUUUUUAUGAAUGUGAUGAUUUAACAAAAGCUAGAUUAAAAGCAAAAGAAGCUGAGCUCACAUCCAACAUAGAGUCUGAAGAGGAACCUGAUCGUAAACGAAAAAGGAAAAAGAAUACUAGGAUAUAUUCUCAAUCAUCCUCAGAUACAGAAGGAACUUCUUCAAUUUGUCUUCCAAGGCCACGUCGGAUAAAAAGGACAAACAAUUCUUCCCCUCAAAUAACUCGCCCCAGCUUAUCUCAAGAAAUAUCUCAACCAAUAAGUACUGUUUCAACACUACAGUCUCAAACAAUCAAUUCAUUUUCAACACCCCGAUCUCUUCCUCAAGCAAAUACAAAAUUUAGCUACGAUUCGGAAAAAAUAGGUAAACUAAUUUCAUUAGUUGCUGCUGUGAAAGAACAAAACAACGAAAUAUUAGAGUGGAUUCGAAAGCAGAGUAAGAUAGUAACGCCAACAACGAUACGUCCUCAUUUAAAUGUGGAGGUACCAUUUAACACACUUGAUGACCUUAAUAGCCUAGAAGAAGACUUGCGGAGUAUUGAAACACUUUCUAAAGAGCUGGUGUCGUAUUUGUCAACUUUAGGUGGCAAAGAUACUGUCACAAGGACAAAUAGAAUAUUAAAAUAUCUCUUCAAAGAUGCCGUAGCCACCUCUUUUAGCUACUUUGGGAAGAGGAAUAACAAACGACCAUUUUGCGAUUUGCUAUUAAAAAAUAUUAUUGUGGGUAAGCAUAAUAAUUUCAUAGUUCAAUCAUUCACAUAA